Messenger RNA from Durio zibethinus, 1358 nucleotides. The record is from RefSeq and is a predicted model, not a curated record. Lineage: Eukaryota; Viridiplantae; Streptophyta; Magnoliopsida; Malvales; Malvaceae.
UGGAUAGCAACCAAACACUAGAGAAAUUCCAGGCAUUGGGAUUUCCCUUUUUUUCCUUCCUUCACGGAUAGCGGAAAAAAAUAUGUAACGAAGACUUUCGACUGGAAGUAAAACUAGUGGUGCGCGGAGAAUCCACUGGGAGCACCGCAAAAUGGAAGUCGGUAAAGAAACUGCUGCUGUAAAUGCUCUUUGCAUGAAUGGGGGAGAUAAAGAAAUUAGUUAUGCCAAUAAUUCUCUCUUCCAGAAAACAGUGAUUGUGAAGACGAGGAGAGUCCUAGAAGAUACUAUCAAAGACCUGUUGAGCAAUGUUUUUCCAACUUGUGUUAAGGUGGCAGACUUUGGUUGUUCUUCAGGGCCCAACACCUUCUUAACAAUCUCUGAAAUUGUUGACACUGUUCACGAGAUUUGCCGACAAGCACAGUUGAAAUCCCCCGAGUUUCAAGUGUUUCUAAAUGAUCUGCCAGGAAAUGACUUCAAUGCCAUUUUCAGGUCUGUUCCUGCUUUCCUUGAUGAACUUAAGAGAGAAAAGGGAGAUCUCUUUGGACAUUGUACAAUAUCAGGAGUACCAGGAUCCUUUUAUGGAAGACUUUUUCCAAGUAGAAGUCUACAUCUUAUACAUUCUUCAAACAGUGUUCACUGGCUAUCAAAGGUCCCAGAUGGAGUUGAGAACAAGUGGAAUAUAUACAUGGCAAAAUCAAGUCCUCCCCAUGUAUUUAAAGCUUAUGCAAAGCAAUUUCAGGAGGACUUCUCAUUGUUUUUAAGAAUGCGAUCAGAAGAAAUAAAACCUCGAGGGCAUAUGGUCCUUACCUUAAUGGGUAGGAGAAACCCAGACCCUUCCACCGAGUUUUAUGGUUGGGAAUUGCUAGCAACAUCACUUUGUGAGUUGGUGGAAGAGGGACUUGUGAAAGAGGCUGAUUUGGAUUCAUUCAACCUUCCUCUGUACACACCCUAUAAGGAAGAAGUAAGGGAGAUUAUUCAAGAGGAGGGAUCCUUCGAACUUGACAGGCUAGAAGUUUUCGAAGUCAAUUGGGACACAAAAGAAGAUACCAACAACAAUGGCUCUGUGUUGGACAAGUAUGAAAGGGGGCAAAAGCUUGCAAAUAUUACAAGAGCUGUUACAGAGCACUUGCUUGCUUGUCAUUUUGGAGAUGCUAUAAUUGAUAGGUUAUUUACAAGGUUAGCACUACAUGAGGCAGAGAAUCUUGAUUCCAAUGAUGAAAAGGUGGUUAAUUUUGUGGUUUCAAUGACAAAGAAGUAGACAGCAAAUAUUCAUAUGCUUUAGCUUUAGUUUGAAAAGGCAACUCUACUGUAUUAUCUACCUGAAUACCUUAUAGAAUUAAGUUAGCUCUGUUGAACGU